AGACUGACUGGAGCGGGGAGAGAGAAGAAGAGGGGAGCGAGAGAAUGCCUGGAGAAAGCGUGGUGCUUCCUUGUCUGCUUCCAGAGCCUCAGUGAGACACCAUGGGCUGCAUCGGCUCCAGGACCAUCACAGCGGAGGCAGUUCCUGUACGGAAGGAUGGGGAGCAGCAUGGCCAUGCAGACUCUUCCUGGGAAGGAAUCAAUCUCUCUAUGGAAGACACCACCUCCAUCCUCCCUCAUCUGAAGCGGAACUCUAAUGCCUACGGGAUCGGUGCUCUGGCUAAGUCCUCUCUGACAGGUGUGAGUCGCUCCAUGAAGGACAAGGUGACCAAGCCCACUGCCAUGGCUCAGGGCCGAGUGGCCCACAUGAUCGAGUGGCAGAGCUGGGGCAUACCAUCUGCUGGGCCAGAGGGGUGUUCGGGACGUACCAAGCUGCAGCGAGAGAAGCAGAGGCGGCUGGAAAACGACGCCUACAGCGAAAUGAGUGACGGAGAGAAGGAGGCCCGCUUUGCAGCAGGUAUCAUGCAGCAGUUUGCCAUCUCGCAGGCUACUCUGUUUGGCUGGAACAUGGAGGGGGAGAGCCUGUGUGCUGGCUCCAAUCAGGGCAGCGUGGCCCACCUCAGUGAGGUCAACCAGGAGAGCAUCACCAGCCGAGACCAGGUGCUGCACCCGUCCUCUGCGGACGUCUGGCCGCGUACCUACGUCUCCCAGGGCCUCUACUGCCUGUCCUCCUCAGAUGCCUGGGAGCCCAUAAGCAAUGAGCCGUCGGGCGUGGCCUCCCCAGCGGCCGGCUCCUACAUCGUGGCGGGCGGCGGGGUGGUGGGUACGCCUGGGGGGGAGGGGUACGAGGGUGGGGUGGGGGGCUACACGCAGCAGAGCCAGCCGAUAAGCCUGCAGCAGCAGAACCAGCUCCAGCAGCUCCAGCAGCUCCAGCACUUCCAGCACCAGCAGCUGCUGCAGUACCAACAACAGCAACAGUCAAUGGAGCACCGGCUACACAGUGCCUCCCACUCUCUCCAAGCCACACCCAACAGCACCAUCCACAGUCUUGGUCUGCCCACCCACCCUCGCCUGGCUGACCUAUGGGGUUCAGCACAGGUGGAGGCUCACCAGGUUGAGAUCGUCGGACAGAUGAACUGUCAGCCAAUGGCUGACCUGGUUGGGGGUGUGGUCGGUAUGUUGGAGGCGGAUGUGGAGAGAGAGUGCAUUCCAGAGCAGCAGGAAGAGGAGGAAGCCAAGGAAGAAGGGGUUACAUUAACCUUAGAGGCGGAGCCUGCCACUCUAACUCCCUCUUAUCUGCGAGAGAAUGCCAUGCCAAUCGGAAGAUUCAGCCCGGGAUUGGUCCCCACAGAACCAAUCAUGGGUCGUCUCCCCUUUGACGUCACGCCCUGUGUCAUCCAAUCGCUAGAGGAAAAGGAUGAAGAGGCAGAGGAGGGUUCCAUUGUUGUUGUGGCAACCAAUUGAAGGUUACCAAUCGGGGUGUGGUCAGAUAAAGACCAAAGGCUGGAAAAUACUUCUCAAUUAAUCAACCAAUCAAAAUAGUCACCACCCCCUCCCAGGUAUGUACCCAAUCAGAGACUGAGAAGAAUCUUUUUCAGCUGAAGAUAAAACCAACAUUGGGGCCGAGUUGUGAGAACAACUGAACUUUUGGACUUAAAAACACUAGCGAGGCCCUGCGCAUUGGUGUUUCCUAUGAUACAGAACUUUGAGAAGGUAAUUACUGGAUGGAGGGCUGGAGUAAUGAAGUGAACAAUGGAUGAAGCAGAAAGGUAAAAAGAGAGAAAAAGGACACGGGGAAAACUCCAGAGACAACUGAAAGUGCAUGCUUUUAAAAGUGAUUUAGCCAUAUCAGUAUACAAAGUAAUAAUAUAUAUAUAUAAAUGCUUUUUUAAUAAA
Molecule: messenger RNA, 1895 nt
Organism: Hypomesus transpacificus
Lineage: Eukaryota; Metazoa; Chordata; Actinopteri; Osmeriformes; Osmeridae
Gene: fam131ba
Product: family with sequence similarity 131 member Ba
Exons: 9
Coding region: 102-1463 (453 amino acids)
Source: RefSeq, a predicted model, not a curated record